Molecule: messenger RNA, 180 nt
Organism: Ambispora gerdemannii
Lineage: Eukaryota; Fungi; Glomeromycota; Glomeromycetes; Archaeosporales; Ambisporaceae
Source: the annotation of a GenBank genome assembly
AUGGCUGAUACUCCUCCGAAGAGUAAUCCUGAACGCCAACCGAGACAUUAUCAACGUGUUACCGCCGUUUGCGAAAACUUGGAAUACUAUGCACGGCACAUGGAGCCAAUGCUUUCUACGAGAGAUAGAACAUUUGGAGAUGACCCGUCGCGCGAAACAAACACGGCUACGAACAAUUGA